Molecule: messenger RNA, 1845 nt
Organism: Aedes albopictus (Asian tiger mosquito)
Lineage: Eukaryota; Metazoa; Arthropoda; Insecta; Diptera; Culicidae
Product: E3 ubiquitin-protein ligase TRIM37
Exons: 3
Coding region: 118-1797 (559 amino acids)
Biological process (GO): protein autoubiquitination; negative regulation of centriole replication
Cellular component (GO): aggresome; peroxisome
Molecular function (GO): tumor necrosis factor receptor binding; ubiquitin protein ligase activity; zinc ion binding
Source: RefSeq, a predicted model, not a curated record
UCCAAUGUCAAUUUUUCCGUUCACGCGCGUGGCUGCUUGUUAGAGUUCAAACAUUUUUGUCUAAAAACGUGAAAAUUUGUUGAAAAUCCUCGAAUUUUUCUUGCUUCACCCGAAACUAUGUCGCUCACCGUGGUUCCCGUCUGCUACGGAUGCAAAAAAUCCGCGGAUUUGUCGCUUUCCUGCACGGACUGCCUGCGAAUCUACUGCGCCAGCUGCUUCGGUCUGCAGCAGUCGAAUGAGGAGCAAUCCGUCCAAAGUUUUUUGGCACUAGUUUCGUUGCUGUCGGUUCGUGUCUGCUCCAGGUGCACAAAGCCGGACGAACCCGAGCUGAUAGAGCCGGAAAGUUCCGAGCCUGUGGACAUAAAACCAAGUCCCUCGGAAUUGGCGCUGGCCCUGGCUCCACCGGCCAAGGUGAAGGAGGAACGCUGUUGGUCCCACGGUAAGGAGAUGAAUCUGUUCUGUUUGACGUGCAGUAUGAUCAUCUGCGGAGAUUGUUUCCUGAAUGGGGCGGUUCACAUGAGGCAUCAGAUCGACUUCCUGGAGACGGUGUUCCGCGAGAAGCGGGUGGAAACGCGGUCGAGACUAAAUCGACUGGAGGAAAAGGUUGGCGUUCUGCAGCGGGAAGCUUCCCACUGCGAGACCAACCUGGCGCUGAUCCAAUCCGCGGAGAAGGCGGUUCUGGCCGAAAUCGACGCAAUCUGCGAAGAGGCCAAGAUGAGUGUCGCUCGGAUGACCAUCACCCGGAAGAGGAAGCUGGAGGCACGGGCGGGAUUCCCCUCCAAGAAGAAAAAACUGACAGCGGCGCUGCACAAUAUGAUAGAUCAGAUGGGCCCGACGGAAUUUUUCCAGCAACUACCGGGGGUUUAUAAGCAGUGCGAUGAAUUGAUGGUGGAGUGUGCCCCGAAGGGAUUCCACACGCUGAAGUUUGAAGACGUCGGAUGCGAUUUGGUGCCUCCAUAUGAGAUGCAAAAGUUCACACUGACCAACUUUGACGGAACAUUUGCCGGAUGGCCGCAGCACUUGAACACUUCUUGCGAUACGAUGUGGAACGUCUUCCUGCGCAAGAAGGAAUCACUUUUUGUAAAGGUCACCCCGGACGAACCGGAAGCAUCCAAAUAUCCAUACAAACUCUUGGUACAAAUUCCCCAUCCGCUGGACAUCCGCAAGAGCAUAAUGAAAACGUUCACCGUCCAUGGAGCUGCCAGGGAAGACGAAAUUGUAUCUAUCGAACAGCUGAAAGCGGAAAAAUUUAUCCGUGAUAACAACGAAUUGCUGGUAAAGAUUGGGUUGCGACCGCUCAAUGCCAUAACCGAGAAUCGGUUUCUCAAAAGCCGUUACAAGACACUGACGACCACCAUCGCUGAGCUGGAGAAACAGGUGACCGUUUCGGGAAAGGAUAUCCACUGCAAAUUCUGCAUCAUGUACUUCAGCAUUUGCCUGCAGAAGGUACCGAAGAAGACUCCGGAACCGACCCAUUCACCCGAGUUGUUCGACCAAAUGGAGCGGCAGUGGUGCCUUCGGGUGUAUCCCUUCGCACUGACGCUGCAGGAGACCAACCUCAAAGUAUUUCUGGUGCUCCGGAAGGGAACCCGCACCAAGUGCCGGUACUUUAUCGAGCUGCUGCACGACGACCCAGCGAAGAACGUGCUACAGUGUACGGAGAGCACUUUCGAUACCAUCGAUGCCGGUUAUGGAUGGCACACGUUCAUGGAGCGGAAGCGGCUGCUGGCCGAUCCCGGAUUCUAUCCGAACUCGGUGCUGCGCUUUCGGUUUGGCGUGCAACCGAUCGAUUCAUAGAGAGAGGUAGGUUGGUUGGAUUUCUCGCUGUUUCUGUUUUACCACUGA